Messenger RNA from Drosophila erecta, 1101 nucleotides. It is a transcript of the gene Gr59b, whose product is annotated as putative gustatory receptor 59b. The transcript is spliced from 2 exons. Bases 1 to 1101 code for a protein of 366 amino acids. Gene Ontology annotation, biological process: sensory perception of taste. The record is from RefSeq and is a predicted model, not a curated record. NCBI's taxonomy places the organism in Eukaryota, Metazoa, Arthropoda, Insecta, Diptera, Drosophilidae. Gene Ontology annotation, cellular component: membrane.
AUGGUUUCCUGGAUAGUUGAAUUGUAUUUCCGCUAUUCCCUGGCAAUUGGUAUUACAUCACAACAAUUUUCCAGUCGAAAGUUCUACACUACCCUGUUUUCUCGGACCUAUGCUUUAAUCGCCAACAUCAUUACGCUCACCAUGCUGCCCAUAGUUAUGUGGCAAGUUCGAUCGGUGUUUCUGGCGAAGAGGCACUAUCCGCAGCUCAUUUUGAUCACAAAUGACGUAAGGUAUACGGUGUCCUUCCUGAUCAUUUUAUACACACUCCUAUCGCGAGGAUUUCGCGACACAGCGUUGAAGGAAAUGCAGCCAUUGCUGCUGACUUUAUUCCGCGAGGAAAAGCGAUGUGGCUACAAGGGCAUAGAUGGUGUACGAAGGUCCUUGAGGAUUCUUCUGUUUGUGAAGUUCUUCACCUUGUCUUGGCUGUGCAUCACGGACAUUAUAUUUCUGUUCUAUUCGAGUGAUGCGGUAAUCUGGGUUAACAUAGCCAGAUUUUUGUUCUUGUCUAAUACCAACAAUAUCCUGGAAAUGGUGCCCAUGGGCUAUUUUCUCGCCCUGUGGCACAUUGCUCGAGGCUUCGAUUGCGUGAACAGGCGUCUGGACCAGAUUGUUAAAUCAAAAUCCACUAGGGAUCAGAAGGAGCUGCAACAUCUCUGGUUUCUACACACUUGCCUCACCAAGACAGCUCUCAACAUAAAUAAAAUCUACGCCCCCCAGAUGUUGGCCACCCGUUUCGAUCACUUUGUAAUUGGUGUGAUCCAAGCCUAUUGGGGUGCAGUGUUCACCUUUGACCUCUCUACCUCUUUCCUAUGGGUCGUUUACGGAAGUGUUCAAUACCAUGUGCGUUCUCUGGACUACUAUCUCAUCGACUACAUGUGCGAUGUGGCGGUGGAGUACCACGACUCGGCCAGGCACUCCUGGAGUGAAAUUCGCUGGACGAAAGAGAUUAGUUCCUAUGUGGUCUACGCCAACAGUUCGAAGUUACAGCUCUGGACCUGUGGGCUUUUCCAAGCCAAUCGCAGCAUGUGGUUUGGCAUGAUCAGCAGCGUGUUUUAUUAUAUUUUAGUACUACUGCAAUUUCACUUAGUUAUGGGCAAGUAA